GGGGACAUCUGCUGCCACUGCGAGGCUGCGAUCGCGGAGUCGCGAGCGACCACGUGCUCACAAUAUCCGACAACACUAGCAGCGAGCCAGCGAAGCAAGCAGAGCACUUUCUAGAGAAAUCCUUCAUCCACCCUUCACCAGUUCACCGCACCAGUGGCCGGCGUCCGGCGACGAUGAGCACCCGCGCCGCAGGAUCCGUCCUCCUCCGCCACCUGGGCCCGCGCGUCUUCGGCUCGGUUUCCUCCUCUCCCGCGGCUGCGCCGCCGAGGCCACUGCUGGCCCUGGCCGGCGGCGGGGAAUGGCGCGGGGCGGCCGUGUGGGUGCGGCUGUUGUCCACCUCCGCCGCCGAGGCGAAGGAGGAGGCGGCGGCGUCCAAGGGGAACGCAGGAAGCACCGCGGCGGCGAAGGCGGAGGCGGUGGAGGCCGCUAAGGAGGGAGACGGAAAGAAGGACAAAGUGGUGAGCAGCUACUGGGGCGUCGCGCCGUCGAAGCUGAUGAGCAAGGACGGCGUCGAGUGGAGGUGGUCUUGCUUCAGGCCAUGGGAGGCGUACAAGCCGGACACCUCGAUCGAUCUCACCAGGCACCACGAACCCAAGGUGCUGCUCGACAAGAUCGCCUACUGGACCGUCAAAUUGCUGCGCGUGCCUACCGACAUAUUCUUCCAGAGGAGGUACGGCUGCCGCGCCAUGAUGCUGGAAACGGUGGCGGCGGUGCCGGGGAUGGUGGGCGGCAUGCUGCUGCACCUGCGCUCGCUCCGCCGCUUCGAGCACAGCGGCGGCUGGAUCCGGGCGCUGCUGGAGGAGGCGGAGAACGAGCGCAUGCACCUCAUGACCUUCAUGGAGGUGGCCAAGCCCAAGUGGUACGAGCGCGCGCUCGUCCUCGCCGUGCAGGGCGUCUUCUUCAACGCCUACUUCCUCGGCUACCUCAUCUCCCCCAAGUUCGCGCACCGUGUCGUCGGCUACCUCGAGGAGGAGGCCAUCCACUCCUACACCGAGUACCUCAAGGACCUCGAGGCCGGCAAGAUCGAGAACGUCCCCGCGCCGGCCAUUGCCAUCGACUACUGGCAGCUCCCAGCUGAUGCGACGCUCAAGGAUGUGGUUGUCGUGGUGCGCUCCGACGAGGCGCACCACCGCGACGUCAAUCACUUUGCGUCGGACAUUCAUUUCCAGGGUAUGCAGCUCAAGGAGACACCUGCGCCGAUUGAAUACCAUUGAACAAUCUGGAUGCUUGAGAAUUCCAGUUCUUCAUUUUUACUAGAUGUAGGUUGAUGCUUGAGAAAUAAAAUCCCUGGCUGCUAUGAGUAGCAAAGAUCUCGUGGGUUGUUCCUAAUCUUUUACGUGUGUGUUUGUAAGUAGAGAUUCAGACAUUGAUACGUGCUUGACGCUGGAGCUCACUGAAUCUUCUCCUGAACGUACCAUUGAUUUGGUUGGUUCCGCAUUUCUGCUGUUUGAUCUGAACCUUGUUUUCGGAAA
Messenger RNA from Sorghum bicolor (sorghum), 1472 nucleotides. RefSeq names its product ubiquinol oxidase 2, mitochondrial. Gene Ontology annotation, molecular function: alternative oxidase activity. Gene Ontology annotation, biological process: alternative respiration. Gene Ontology annotation, cellular component: mitochondrion. The transcript is spliced from 4 exons. The record is from RefSeq and is a predicted model, not a curated record. The coding region runs from base 174 to 1214 and encodes 346 amino acids. NCBI's taxonomy places the organism in Eukaryota, Viridiplantae, Streptophyta, Magnoliopsida, Poales, Poaceae.